Aspergillus oryzae RIB40 is the source of this 1227-nucleotide messenger RNA. RefSeq names its product putative methionine aminopeptidase, type I (gene fpaI). Lineage: Eukaryota; Fungi; Ascomycota; Eurotiomycetes; Eurotiales; Aspergillaceae. Gene Ontology annotation, molecular function: metalloaminopeptidase activity. The transcript has 4 exons. The record is from RefSeq and is a predicted model, not a curated record. Gene Ontology annotation, biological process: proteolysis. Bases 1 to 1227 code for a protein of 408 amino acids.
AUGCCCUCCAAGAGAAAGUGCCUCGGAGUCGACUGUCACAAUGAAGCCGAAGCCUUACAGUGUCCGACUUGUCUGAAGUUGGGCAUGAAAGACAGCUACUUCUGCUCCCAAGAUUGCUUCAAGAAGAACUGGGCCGAACACAAGACCGUCCACAAAACGGCUCAAGGUAAGACACAGAAUGGUGAUCUCCGUCUAAUGAUCCACUCAAAGAUUGUCACUGAACCCGAUCCAGCUACUGGGCUUUAUAAUCCUUUCCCCACCUACUCCUUUACCGGGUCGGUUCGACCGGUCUAUCCACUGUCUCCGAUGCGCACCCUUCCGACGUCGAUCAAACGCCCGGACUGGUCUGAGACCGGCAUCCCGAAAGGGGAGCGGCGCUUGCACCGGUCGAAGAUUGAUAUUCUCGACGCCAAGGGGCAGGAGGCAAUGCGCAAAGUGUGUCGCUUAGCUCGGGAGGUACUGGAUAUCACCGCCGCGGAGGUCCGGCCAGGCAUUACCACGGACUACCUGGACGAGGUCUGUCACAAGGCUUGUAUCGAACGGAAUGUAGGUGCCACUUGCACCCUGGCCUACCCUUCGCCUUUGAAUUAUAAUCAUUUCCCCAAAUCGCUUUGUACGUCUCCUAACGAGGUAGUUUGUCAUGGCAUUCCGGAUCAGCGGAUUCUUCUCGAUGGUGAUAUUUUGAACCUCGACAUAUCAAUAUAUCACGGUGGUUACCACGCUGACGUGAACGAAACGUAUUACGUGGGUGAUCGAGCCAAGGCGGAUCCUGACUCGGUCCGAGUGGUGGAAACGACCAGAGAGUGCUUGGAUAUGGCAAUCGAGCUCGUAAAGCCUGGCACCCUCCUCCGAGACUUUGGCAAGGUCAUUGAGAAGCAUGCCAAGUCCCGAAACUGUAGCGUCCACACGACCUGGGGUGGCCAUGGUAUCAACACCGAAUUCCACCCCCCGCCCUGGAUCCCUCAUUAUGCCAACAGUAAGGUGCCCGGAGUGUGCAAACCGGGGAUGACAUUCACAAUCGAACCCAUUCUGACGCUUGGCAAACCGCGGGAAAUCUAUUGGCCCGAUGACUGGACAAAUGUGACGGUGGAUGGCAAACGGACGGCUCAGUUUGAACACACCUUGCUGGUCACAGAAACCGGGGUCGAGGUCUUGACUGCGAGACUGGAGGAUUCUCCAGGAGGACCGAUUCCCAUCCCCACGACCGACAACGGUAACAGCGCAUAG